AUGGACGUUCAUUUCUCUCCCGAAGGCCAUGGAUAUGCCCCCUUGAUGCAGCCAGUCGACUCAGCUGAACUGAAUCGGGAUGGCAGUCCGAGCAGCUGGCGCACUCUGACGCCCAAAGGCUCAGAAGCGACGGGAAGCCUGCAAGUUGCCGCGAGGGGGGGAGUGCUGGGUGGAUGUCAACUAGGCUCGGAGGCCUAUAUCAGGGCGGUGUUAAUCCGUGCACAGCCUGUUGCCGCUGCCGGCACACUCCUCCUCCUGGGUGACGACUUGGCUUGCCUUUCAGAAGCAGGAGGGCCAGGUGGCUGCCCCCAUGUGUGGUUCCGCCAGGGAUCAGAGCCAUGGCAGUGGAGACUCGGCCGGGAGCCGAAGGUGUAA
This is a messenger RNA of Clonostachys rhizophaga, 375 nucleotides long. Lineage: Eukaryota; Fungi; Ascomycota; Sordariomycetes; Hypocreales; Bionectriaceae. The record is from the annotation of a GenBank genome assembly.